Molecule: messenger RNA, 6115 nt
Organism: Sebastes umbrosus (honeycomb rockfish)
Lineage: Eukaryota; Metazoa; Chordata; Actinopteri; Perciformes; Sebastidae
Gene: pgap1
Product: post-GPI attachment to proteins inositol deacylase 1
Exons: 26
Coding region: 155-2971 (938 amino acids)
Biological process (GO): GPI anchor metabolic process; endoplasmic reticulum to Golgi vesicle-mediated transport
Cellular component (GO): endoplasmic reticulum
Molecular function (GO): phosphatidylinositol deacylase activity
Source: RefSeq, a predicted model, not a curated record
UGUAUAGUAUGUGGUUCCUGUUGUGUGAGGUUCAGCCGGUGAGUGUGACAACCUGUGUGGUGUCUUAACGUGGCGAGGAGGAGUUCACACAGAAAGAGAAACAUGGACAUUAAACACCUGUAAUAUCUAAAAAACCCGGAGUCCGACUUGAACCAUGAAACUCGCCACUGUGGCCUUUUACGGGUUAGCUCUGGGGCUGCUGGCGGUCGGCCUGCGAGAGCUGCUGACUGGCUGCGAGGAGAACAGAUGCAGUAUGACCUACAUGUUUGAAUACCCAGAGUACCGGCGGGUGGCUCUGCCUCGUCGUGUGGCCAGACUGUACCCAGCGUACGGGCUCUACCUGUAUGGAGAGGGUCUGUACGCCCAGGAGACCCGAGCGCUCAAACUCACCGGUGCCCCUGUGCUCUUCCUGCCUGGAAAUGCAGGUAGCUACAAACAAGCUCGCUCCCUGGGCUCCGUGGCCUUGAGGAAGGCUGAGAACAUGGAAGGAGGUCUCCACUUCAACGUGUUCACCGUGGACUUCAACGAGGAGCUGGUGGCCCUUUACGGCGGCAGUUUGCUCAGGCAGACACACUUCCUGCACGAAAGCAUCAAGGCUAUCCUGAGGCUCUACAAGCACCUGAAGACCCCCCCUCAGAGUGUGGUGCUUGUUGGUCACUCCAUGGGAGGAGUGGUGGCCCGGGCGCUGUUCACGUUGCCCCGCUUCAACACCAAUCUGGUCAGCCUCAUCAUUACCCAGGCCUCCCCCCACCUGGCUCCAGUGCUGGCCAUGGACCCGUACCUGCUGGAUUUCUACUCUGCAGUGAGACAGAAGUGGGUGAACCAUGCGAAAAAGCUCAGGAACGUCACAGUUCUGUCUGUUGGAGGUGGUUACCGUGACUACCAGGUCCGAUCCGGCCUGAUAUCCCUACCUUGUCCCCCAGGAGAUCCAAAUAAGUUGUCAUUGGUGGCAACUGCAGUUCCCAGGACUUGGGUGUCCACUGACCAUCUGUCCAUCGUUUGGUGCAAAGAGCUUGUUCUUGCUACUGUCAGGGCGUUCUUUGACCUCAUCGAUCCUGAAACCAGACAGUUCACAGUAAACCCAGAGAAGAAAUUGGCUGUACUAAACCACCACUUCAUCAGACACCCUGUCAGGAUGUUGGAAGAAACUCAAGACAGCUCUGUCUCUAUCUCAGAUGUUCCUGAAGCAUGGAGUGAAGUUAACACACUGCGCCUGGCUUACAGCACACCUAAGGAAGGACAGGUGAAAUACUUCCAGUUUGCCCUGUCGAGUCGCAGGACAGCCUACAGCCAUUUCUACUGCCGGAGCAACAACCUGGAGAUGACUAGCUGGGUGUACGGCUGCGUGCACAAGAGCGGUUCUUCAUGUGUGAAUCCAGUGGAUCUGUCCAUGGCAACUGAGCUUCUGCCACCCUACAAGGUCCUGAUUCUGAGACUCAGUGACUUGUCUUCAGUUACUCAUCUGGUUGUGUCGGCCUCCAACCUCAAUGGCAAACAGUUCACGGUGGAGUGCGAGUGGCAGAGACAAGAAUCUCAGACUCUGUCUGUCCCAGUGCCACAUGUCCUGUCCUUCGGUUUGAUUGCUAGCGAUGUUUCAGUCAACUCCUCUGGACUUCUUCACACCAUCAGGCUCCAACACUUCCACCAGGUCUACCAGGCUUUCAGAAUUAAUGUUGCAAGCCAGUGCAAAGUACAAAAAGAUAGACUGCCUAACGUAUACAGAAUAAAUGUACCGUGGUUUCGAGAGGACUCUUUAACCACAGUCAGUGUGCCAUCAGUGACGGAGAUCUCAGGGAUGCUCCACACAAGUCGUCCAGACAAUACCUCAGGUGUCCUCCUUCAGCUCCACACUGCCCCCAACUGCCAAUAUAAGGUGUCUGUAAGGACUUCAUUACCCAGGGUGCUGGGACAGAUACUGAGGUUCUGUGGUCCCAUGGUGCCGGUGUACACAGCUGUAACCCUCCUCCUGGCCUGUGGGGGGCAGCUGUCCUCCAUCCUGCAGUCAAAGCGAGCUGCAGACAUGAGCCAGGUGGUGGGCAAAGGCCUGCAGCCUCAUAAAGUCAAUCUGCCCGUUUAUAUCCUGCACAUCUUACUUGGCUGUAGCUGGUUUCAAGAGGUCUGGUCAAUUCUUUACCUCCCCCCUAUGGAUACCCUCCCCACAGCCAUCCCUGAUGCAACAUUUCGUGAGGGUGUGAUACCAGUUGACGAAUGGCCCCACCUCCUGUCCCCUCUGCUUUACAUCUUGGGGGCAACAGUGGCAUACUGGGGCAGCGCGCUGCUCCGUCUCCUUAUGAGACUGGUCUCACUAAUAUUAGCUCCACUCCACAGACCAUCUGUCUCUAGAGACUGUGGCACCCUGCCACUGCGGACCCAGCUCUCCAUCACUCUGUGUCUGACUGUUAUCGGUUGGAUGUCCUGUGGGGCGUUGUCAGUCAUUGCUGCCUUUCUGCUCCACCUUUACAGGGUACUGAGGCUACAGAUGACAGAAAGAUCUUUGAGUCACAUGUUGAAUCUGGCACCCCGGAAGCACAAAGAAGCUGAAAACGGCACAGUCGAUGCCGAAUCCCUGAGCAAGUCUAAAGAAUGUAAUGGCGUCCCCCUGCUGACCGAGUGUGCUCUCCAGGAGGUGAGGGAUGACUUGCAGCUCCACCUCUGCCUUUCGGCGCUCUUCACGCUACCCGUCAUGCUCAUCGCACCUUCAUUCAUCCACUGGACCCGCAACCUGAGGUAUUCCACCCAGUUGGAUCCUGACCCUUGUUGGCCACUCAUUGUGCCUCUCAUUAUUGUGUACAUGCUGCUUAUUAACGGCAACACUUUAAAACUCAGCAACAGUAAACUCCUGCCUCUGACGUCCUGGCUCCCUCUCCCCUUGUCCAUCGCCAUGGUGACCUUCUCUCCACUCCACCUCUACAGAGUCACCUACUUCCUGUUGGCGGCGCUCGUCCCUCUGGCCUCGUGUUGUCUGCUCUGACGGUAUCUGUCUGGUUUCAGUCCACAUCUCUACCAUAACAAGCCUUUCUCUAAAUUACAGCCUGACACACCGAAGCUGCUCGAGACCGAUUUGCUCCAGGAAGACUCUACUCUAUCUCGCUGCCAUGGAGCAGAGCCAUAGACAUACAUAGCUUGGGGAACUGUCUGCUCAAUGUUAGCACUAAAAGCUCCAUGGCAAUUACACUAAGUUUUAGAAAUGAGAGGAUGUAAUGGCCCUGGAACAUUUGGUGUGAAUAUGGCUCCGAAGGAUUGACCUGAAACCAAGUUUGCCUUACUCUGUAUAUCUAUAGCUCUGCCUUCAAGGAGCAACUACUCCACAACCAGUGAAGCUACUGAUACUAGAGAUUCUCAACAGGGUGUUACUGUUAAAAUGUCUUCUUUUAGUUUUUACUGUUUCUAGUGUCUACAGUGGCAUUGUUCACUGCGGUCACUACGCUGUAAACUCCUUCACUGCCUACUGCUUAGCGAUGACCUAUAGUUGUGUGUUAUCUCGUCGUAGCACUGCCACACAACCAGUGGCGGUGUCGCACAUUCAUUCCAUAAGAAAAGUCCAAAGUAAUCAUGUUUACAUUCUCCCAUAUUCACCUUUUGAUACACAACAAUGACAAUGGCAGCAAACUGAAGGUUCACACUGGAAAAGGCUUUAGUGCAUGUGCAGGUUCUUAUCAGACUCACAUUUUUCAGAAGUAGAAAAUUCUCUAAAAUACAGCGGUUUAGCCAAACAUCUGUUAUAGGUGUGGCCAGGUUGUGAGCUGUAUUGAUUUUGGGGUGGCACAUACAUCUGUAUCUUGUUUAGUCUUUUUUUCCUGCGCGGCGCUUCGCCUUCGGGUAGGGCUGUACCGAAUAGUUUGAAGCUUUAACGCAACAUUCAAAUUCUAAAUCAACAUUCCACUGCUGCGCAGCUUCUUUUUUUUUUUUUUUUUUGCAUGUCUAUUCAUUUUUUAAAUUUUUUUUAAUUUAACCUUUAUUUAACCAGGAGAGUACAAUUUGAGAUUCUCUUUUUUUCAAGGGCGAAAUGGCCAAGACAAAAAGAAACACAUAUUUGCAGACAGAAAACACAAUUGGAGACAAAUAGAUAAAUAAACAAAGAUUAGGCUGCACUUAGAUCAGGCUACACUAAUAUUAUUAGUAUUAUACUAUCUGUAGAAUUAGAUUCCGGUGGUGGCUGUGUAAGAUUGUUUCUGACUUGGUGUGUGAUCUAAACAUUUCUAAUAAUUCCAGAGCGUUGUAAAAUCCAAAAGUCAAACUUUAUUGAAAAAAGAUAGAUGUAAUCAUUUCCAAAAUUCCUAACAUAACAACGAAAUAUUCCACUUCAAUCCAUAUUUGUUGGUGUUUAGCCUUUAAAUAUGACGACAGAAAUUCAAAGCUUCAUUUGAAAACCUCAACAGAAGCUUUGAAUGUAAAAAAGAGACAUUUGGUACAGCCCUAUCUUCGGGUCACGCACUCUUUCGUUCACUCACUUAGGCAACAGCGACUGUUAAAUGAGCACCAGGUUAGGAGAUUAUCUAAAAUAAGCACCUAAUAGUCUUCUGGACAGAAAUAAUAGUGAUUUAUUUUCCUACUUGAAUGAAAUAAGGGAAAACUAGGGACAACUACAAAUAGGAAAAAUGUAUCUCCAUUUAAACUAAUCAAACUGCAUGUACAUUAUAUACAUACAGUAUUUACCCUUUGACUUUUUUUUGUGAUUUAUUGUUUACAACAUUAAAUUACAGUGGAUGUAAUGGAGCUGAUCAACAGGAAAAGACUAUUUGAUGUCAAAGUAAAAACAAUAUCUACAAUUAAUUCUGAAUUGACUACAAAAACAAAACAAAAUAUUUGAUUGCCAAAGUAUUGAUCGCCAUUAAGUCAAUAUAUAGUGGCAGCAGUUACAGAGUCUAUGAACGGGUUUACAUGCACACUAGUGUCCUCAUGUCCAUGUUACAGUCAGGUUUUUGGAGUGUGUUAUGUAUUUUUCUCACAUGAUAUGCAGGUUUACAAAAUCUGAAUAAAUAUGUAGAAAGUUUAAUUUAUAGUAUUUUUCUGUUGAUCAAUAUAUAAAAUCCCAGUUACCUCCGCUGUGAAUCAGUGUUGUAAAACAAUGAUGCAUGGAGAAAGUUCAAAGAGAGGCGAAUACUUCAUUAGCAUCGCCGUAGAGCUUGAUCCAGCGACCUCCGUGUCAAAAGCCUACUCCAGUCUGCCUUAAUGUGCCAAAUUGGCAGUAAUGCACAGGUGACUAGUUAAAUGCAAUUACACCAAAAAUGAAUGAGGUGAUUGGUAGAUAAAUAUGCUAAACAGAGACAUUAGCAUCUAGGGAUGGGACAAAUCAUAAAUAUUCAGAGUUUUUUUUAUGUUAUGGACACACAGUCACAUGGUAAAACCACAGAGGUUCCUAAUGACCAGAAUCAUAAUGUGCUCGCUGGUAUUUUGAUACAACGCAGCAGAAGCUGUACGUUGUUCGUGGUUGAAGCUAGCAAAGUUUAAAAAGCAGAUUACUUACUUUCUCUAAGCCUCGGAUUUAUGUUCAGUGGAGGAUUAUGGGAUGUCUGUUCAGUAUUUCAGAUGAUACACAUGUACAGUAUGAUUGGAGCUUCAAACAGCAACUUCAAGCUUUUAACUGAAAAUGUUUAAACUCCAUAUUAUGAUUAGAAUUGUCUUUGCUUUGCUGCGGUAUCGGGGUUAAUAAGAGAAGUGUCUUGUAUUUGGUAUUAUGGUUACGGUUAAUUAAGGAACGAAUAAGUAUCCUGAUGGCAGGUGUACAGGUCGAUAUUUAGGACUAAGGAAGGUUAACACCGCCUUUUUUUUCUUACUUUUUUGUUUUAAUACCUUUUCAUCUAAAACGGAUCACAAAACUACUGGUGUCCUUCUGCAAGUCUUAAAGUUACAACAAACAUCUUUUUUUAUUAUUUUUAUUUUUUAUAUGUAAGAACACUUGGAGCUCUUGUGGUUCCAGAUUAUAACCUUUUUAAGAGCAAUUUAGAAGACGAGGCUGGAGUUGCUCUAUAUUUUUCUCACUGUCAACAAAAGCCAAAAAUGUGUUAUUUCGUCUCAAUACCCGGCUUCAAGCCCGUUGCAUCGUAAAUCUUUAAAAAACUCCGCACCAACAUAUUGUUUCAUUUUAUUAAAAAGGCUCCGCAAUCUCCUAAAA